CCAGAAUUCAGACCCAUUUGGGUUUGCAGAAGCUGUAGCCAUCACGCCCUCUAUCGUUCUUCUUCUGCUGUAACUGAACUUUAACCAUGGAAGAAGAAGAUGACUAUUCUGAGUACGUACCUGUGGCGAAGCGGCGAGCUAUGGAAGCUCAGAAGAUUCUUCUGCGCAAGGGAAAGUCUUCCGGGCUUGAAGAGGAUUUGGAGAAAUCAAAGCUUGCUGAAGCCAAACCUAGUCUCCUUGUUAAAGCAUCACAGUUGAAGCGUGAAGCUCCUGAGAUUACUCCAGCCGAGCAGAUGGUGCAACAAGAGAAAGAAAUGAUUGAGAACUUAUCGGAUCGCAAAACGCUUAUGUCAGUUCGUGAAUUAGCAAAGGGCAUCACUUAUACGGACCCUAUACCAACAGGCUGGAAAUCCCCGUUGCAUAUAAGAAGGAUGCCAAGCAAGCAAUGUGAUUUAGUCCGAAAGCAAUGGCAUAUCAUAGUUAGUGGUGAAGAUGUUCCACCACCUAUUAAGAAUUUCAAGGAUAUGCGAUUUCCUGAACCGAUUCUGAAGAUGUUGAAAACCAAGGGGAUUGUUCAACCAACCCCAAUUCAGGUGCAAGGUCUUCCAGUGAUUUUAUCAGGGAGGGAUAUGAUUGGUAUCGCAUUUACAGGUUCAGGAAAGACAUUGGUUUUUGUGUUGCCGUUGAUUAUGGUGGCAUUGCAAGAGGAGAUUAUGAUGCCAAUUGUUCCAGGUGAAGGGCCUUUUGGAUUGAUUAUUUGCCCAUCAAGGGAGCUCGCAAGGCAGACUUAUGAAGUGGUGGAAGAGUUUCUCAUUCCUUUGAGAGAGGCUGGAUAUCCAGAGAUAAGGCCUUUGCUCUGUAUUGGAGGAGUGGAUAUGCGGUCACAGUUGGAGAUUGUGAAGAAAGGCGUUCAUAUAGUUGUUGCUACUCCUGGAAGGUUGAAGGAUAUGCUUGCAAAGAAAAAAAUGAAUCUCAAUAAUUGCAGAUAUCUGACUUUGGAUGAGGCAGAUAGAUUGGUAGAUUUGGGCUUUGAGGAUGACAUAAGAGAAGUGUUUGACCACUUUAAAGCUCAACGACAAACACUGUUAUUUUCAGCCACCAUGCCCACAAAAAUUCAGAACUUUGCUAAAAGUGCUUUGGUAAAACCUGUCACUGUAAAUGUGGGAAGAGCUGGAGCAGCAAAUCUUGAUGUGAUUCAGGAGGUUGAGUAUGUGAAGCAAGAGGCCAAGAUUGUUUACCUUCUUGAAUGUCUACAAAAGACCCCACCUCCAGUUCUAAUAUUUUGUGAAAACAAAGCUGAUGUGGAUGACAUUCAUGAAUAUCUUCUGUUAAAAGGAGUGGAAGCAGUGGCCAUUCAUGGAGGGAAGGAUCAGGAAGAGAGAGAGUAUGCCAUUUCUUCCUUCAAGGCAGGGAAGAAAGAUGUCUUGGUUGCCACUGAUGUUGCCUCCAAGGGUUUGGAUUUUCCUGAUAUUCAACAUGUCAUAAAUUAUGAUAUGCCACCAGAAAUUGAAAACUAUGUUCACAGGAUUGGACGAACUGGAAGAUGUGGCAAGACUGGAAUAGCAACGACAUUUAUAAACAAGAAUCAAACUGAGACAACUCUUCUUGAUUUGAAGCAUCUCUUGCAAGAGGCAAAACAAAGGAUUCCACCUGUUUUGGCCGAGCUUAAUGAUCCAAUGGAAGAUGUGGAUGCAAUUACCGAUGCAAGCGGAGUUAAGGGUUGCGCUUAUUGUGGUGGGCUUGGUCAUCGUAUCCGUGAUUGCCCCAAACUAGAGCAUCAGAAAAGCAUGGCAAUUGCUAGCUCUAGAAGGGAUUAUUUUGGAUCUGGUGGUUACAGAGGGGAAAUAUGAUAGUUUCACUUACACCUGUCUGACUGUUCACUUUACAAGUCGAGAAGUUUCUUCUUCAAGAAUCCUCAACCGCUCAUUUAGUUCUUCAACUUCACUGUUGCACACUACAGCUUUACUUGUUGAACAACCAAGAAGCAGCGGUUUCGUCACUGCCUUUUCAGCAACCCAAGUCCUUGAAUCCUGCAAUGGUUUUUUCCCAUUUGACCUGGCCUCCAAAUUGUACCGAUACGAUUCUCUUUCCUUUUCGAUCCUUUGGCGCUCCGGCAUGGAACCAUUGUUAACUCUUUGCUCACUACUGCUUGCACACUUCCAUGUCGAAAGCUUCUUGAUUGAUGAACAUAUUUCGAACUCAUGCUUGACAGUUUCCAUUCCAAUAUUUAUUCGUAGAUAUAUGUGUAUAUAUAUAAAGACACACACAAAAUACUAAGGACUUUCCUUGGAACUUAGCAAUUUGGCCUGAACUUAAUUAUAUGCGUGCGGCUUCCGAGAGGCCAUUUAAAGAA
Messenger RNA from Prunus mume (Japanese apricot), 2353 nucleotides. Its product is annotated as DEAD-box ATP-dependent RNA helicase 35. Lineage: Eukaryota; Viridiplantae; Streptophyta; Magnoliopsida; Rosales; Rosaceae. The record is from RefSeq and is a predicted model, not a curated record. Gene Ontology annotation, biological process: mRNA splicing, via spliceosome. Gene Ontology annotation, molecular function: ATP binding; zinc ion binding; nucleic acid binding.